UUAUUCAGGACAGUAUUAUACUAAUACCAGCUUACCAGAAACAAAUGUAGCCAUAGGCGUUUGCAUAUGUUUUUAUUAAUUUUAAUAUGUAGGGAAAGAUGAGUAAGCUAUGUGUGUUAGUGGCCAUGGGCUCUACGCGAUAAUUUCAUACAUUACGGUUACGAAUAUUAUUUAUUCAUUCUUUUUUUUUUUUAUCCGGGGUUAAUGACAUGAUACAAACAUGAGUGAUGUAAGACAAGUAAGACCACUUGACUGACAGUGAUGAUGAGGGUCCUCAGACUCCAAAGAAGAAAGUCAAAUAUGAUCAUAAAUUUCAGUUGAAACUGUUAAGUGACCCCAAAUUUUCACCAUGGAUGAUUCAGAGUAAGAAAAACCCAAAUAAGGCAUUCUGCACUGCAUGUGACAGUGAAUUAUCCGGCAGCAUAACAUUACUAGAAAGGCACCGCUUAACUGAGAAGCACAAGAAAAAUGAUUGCAAGUAACCAGCCUAAGAAAGUCACCAAUUUUUUUUUUCAACCGAGUGUAUCAGCAAGUUUUGAAAAACAAGUCGUAGCCUCAGAGUUUAAGAUGUGCGCCUUCAUUGCAGAACAUAACUUACCUGUCUCAGUAAUGGAUAAUUUGCCAGGGUUUAUUGCUAAUGUUGUGUGCCCAGACUGAAAAAUUGCGAGUGCUGUUAAAUAUGGCAGAACAAAUGUGGAAAACACAAGAGGGGACGAGGAUUUACAGCUUUAGUCAAGCUGGAAGAUGCUGCUGUGCAUUGGUCCAGAAGGCACAGGCAAGACACUGCUGCUGCGGAGGCUUGCCAACCUAACGAAACCAGACAUCAACCUGACCACAGUGCCCACAGUUGGCAUGAACAUCACCACUAUCACUCAGGGCCCUGAACUGCCUCCCAUUAGCAUCAGAGAGCUGGGGGGGAGCAUGGCACCCAUCUGGCACAGCUAUUUUGGAGGUGUGCCCAAAGUCAUGUAUGUCAUUGAUGCUGUGAACAUGACACAGCUGGGAGAGGCAACACUGCUGCUGAUGGACCUCCUGUCACACCCAAGGCUGAGGGCAUCACAGGUGGCCAUUGUGCUCAACAAGAUUGAUGGAGCCAUGAGCCGGGGUACUAAUGAACUGCUGGCUGUCAUGCGCUAUGACACACUGCAGGAAAAGGUGCCGCAGAAGCUUGUCACCUUUGAAGUCAGUGCUCUUGCUGGCAAGGGUCUGCGGCCACUCCUUAAGUGGAUCACGGGGGAGAAGUGAGGAGUGAAAAGUAGAGAUGAUGAGACGAGUGUCUGUCCUUGUGGCUUCAUUGUGGUGGGUGUGUGGUGUGUGAUGAGUCUUGCAUUGUUCCUGUUCAUUUGUGUGUGUCUGUGCCAUUAAGAGACUUAAAUGUGAUUUUAGUCUACUCUUAGGGAAUGCCUGUGUGUGUGUGUGUGUGUCAUAACAUAGUAAACACUGUUAUCUGCCUGAAACAUUAUCUUUUCUGUAUCUCAAACACUUAAUUUCUGCUGCUAACAAAAUAAACUACCAGACAA
Messenger RNA from Scylla paramamosain (green mud crab), 1520 nucleotides. Its product is annotated as ADP-ribosylation factor-like protein 16. The transcript is spliced from 4 exons. The coding region runs from base 745 to 1245 and encodes 166 amino acids. NCBI's taxonomy places the organism in Eukaryota, Metazoa, Arthropoda, Malacostraca, Decapoda, Portunidae. The record is from RefSeq and is a predicted model, not a curated record. Gene Ontology annotation, molecular function: GTP binding; GTPase activity.